This is a messenger RNA of Hyphopichia burtonii NRRL Y-1933, 1041 nucleotides long. RefSeq lists its product as uncharacterized. The coding region runs from base 240 to 761 and encodes 173 amino acids. NCBI's taxonomy places the organism in Eukaryota, Fungi, Ascomycota, Pichiomycetes, Serinales, Debaryomycetaceae. The record is from RefSeq and is a predicted model, not a curated record. The transcript has a single exon.
AAAAAAAGGUCGAAAAAAAAUUUUUCACUUCUGAAACAAUUACUCCACUCUCAAAUUUGUAGUGUAAUAUUAUGGCGAUGAUUAUGCUGUAAUAAUGCUGUAAUAAUCGAGUAAGAGGGGAGAAUACUUCGGUCUGGGUAAGAACAAAGGUCUUUGGAUCAAUCUUUCAAUUAGGUAUUAUUUCAAUUUAAUUGACUCCACUCCCAACCUGACUGAUUACCGACCUCGAAGAACUUUGAAUGGCCCCCGCUACACCAAUAAACCAAUUCCUCCAAUCUCUUACAAGAAUUGGGGUAUUCCCCCAUCGUAACCCCACCAAUUUAGCGAUGGAGCCCAUUAGCAUUUGGCAUCAAUUUCCCACUUUUACCAAACAAAGUCGAAUAGCCAGACAAGACAGUACCAGAACAAUAGAAAAUCUCCAUGUUUUCAGAAAAAAAAAAAAAAUAAAAUACAAAAAAGAAAGAUACAAUCCCAAUUCUGGAUCAAAAAUAAAAGACCCUUUCUUUCCUGAACCAUUCUGCUCUGUGAGUUGCUGCUUUGAAACCAGCUGUACCGACCAUGGAUUUGCGACCGGAAGUCACACGAGUCGCACACAAAACUUUGUCCUGUUAAUAAAGAGUUUCGCGGAGAUGAGAACUUUAUCUGAUCCGAAACAUCGUUAUAUUACUCACAGAGAACGAAAAAAAAAAAAAAAAAAAAACCGUGUAAUUAUGACUCCUCUCUAUUGCGUAACACGGAACUAUGGAAUCCUCUUAUCUUGAUAACCACUAUUAAUGAGUCAAUUAUUGCGACAUCCUGGGUUAACGAUGAGCAGUAUUGAGUGAUUGUGAAACCAAGCUAGACUUCCAUUUCUUCCAGUAAACAAACCUUAUCUUGUUUCCCAUGAUACUGCGAGGCGAGUCUGGUUUACAUAGUAACUUCUAAGGUACCUCAGUAACCCACGCAUUUCUAGAAGUUUCUGGUUUGAUCUAAUAUGAAAAUUUUUUCUUCUAUUUGUUUUUGUUAUUUUUGGAGAAGCUUUUUUUUUUUUUUUUUUGUAUU